GGUGUUGAGUACAGUGCGAAUAACCAAACAUCAUGAAGAUGCUGGAUAUUUUUAAAUUAAUAAUGUGAACAAUUCGCAUCUGACACAGUUUUCUUGCUAAUCGGAGGGCGAAUCAGAGGAUUUUAAGUUUUCCGCAAGUUUUUCCAUUGGCCUUUGAUGACCGUUGUGAAUUUUCCCAAUGGCGCAUGCACGGCUCAGCUGUGUGCAAUCGCGACCAAUUUACGUAGGAAAAUAAUGUAUUUUAUAGUAUUUUUAUUCUAUUAGACGGAGUACUGGACAUGGUAUUCGUGAUAUUAGAAAACAUGGACUGCCCAUCCAGUAUUGCAACAGUGCAUAAAUUGUGCUCAUAUUACAUGUAGCCUUUCAUUUUGCAUUGUUUUUGAUGCAUCAAAAGGAAUAUAACAUUUUUGAAAGAAAUUUACCUUAGCUUCUAGUAGAAGAAAUGGAUGCAGUGAGAGAUGAGGACAGGCGCAGGCGCCUGAGGGUGCUGGAGGAUCGUAUAAAAGAUCCAAGAAGCAUUACAAACAUCGAUUGCUUAUUAGACACAGUCCAAGCCCUGGUGGCAGAUUGUGAUCAUCCCAGCGUAAAACGUAUGAAAAAUAUAGAAGCAUAUAUGAAUAGAUAUGACUCGGUGGCUCAAGAUAUUUGUAAAAUGCGAAUGCGUACAGAUGACUUCACUCUGAUAAAAGUGAUAGGUCGCGGGGCAUUUGGGGAAGUACAAUUAGUCCGGCAUAAAUCGACACAGAAAGUAUAUGCUAUGAAAUUACUCAGUAAAUUUGAAAUGAUCAAACGAUCAGACUCAGCUUUUUUUUGGGAAGAGCGUGAUAUAAUGGCACAUGCCAAUUCUCAAUGGAUAGUUCAACUCCAUUUUGCAUUUCAAGAUCAAAAAUAUCUUUAUAUGGUAAUGGAUUAUAUGCCUGGCGGUGACUUAGUAAACUUAAUGUCGAACUAUGAUGUGCCAGAAAAAUGGGCAAAAUUUUAUUGCGCGGAAGUGGUGCUUGCAUUGGAUGCGAUACACUACAUGGGAUUUGUUCACAGAGAUGUAAAGCCAGAUAAUAUGUUACUUGAUAAGCAUGGUCACUUGAAACUUGCAGAUUUCGGUACUUGUAUGAGGAUGGAUGUUGAUGGCCUUGUUCGAUCUGAUACUGCAGUGGGUACUCCUGAUUAUAUAUCACCAGAGGUACUUCAAUCUCAGGGUGGUGAAGGGGUAUAUGGAAGAGAAUGUGACUGGUGGUCAGUCGGCGUGUUUUUAUAUGAGAUGCUUGUCGGCGACACUCCCUUUUAUGCAGACUCGUUAGUUGGAACGUACUCAAAGAUUAUGGAUUUUAGAAAUUCACUACACUUUCCACAAGAAGCUGAUAUUUCUCAGUCUGCCAAAAAUUUGAUUUGUGGUUUUCUUACGGAUAGAACUAAACGGUUGGGAAGAAACGGCGUAGAAGAAAUAAAAAAUCAUCUAUUCUUUAAAAAUGAUCAAUGGACUUUCGAAAAUUUACGGGAAUGCGUUCCUCCUGUGGUACCAGAACUUUCUGGCGAUGAUGAUACUAGGAAUUUCGAUGAUGUCGAUAAAGAGGAUGGACCUGAGGAAUGUUUCCCUGUACCAAAAGCAUUCUCUGGAAAUCAUUUACCUUUUAUUGGUUUUACAUAUUCGGGAGAUUAUCAAUUAAUGGCUUCAAGUGGCAAAGAAUCAGUAGACGGGUUAGAGAAUCAUAUCAAUAAUGGUACAAGCGACGAUAUUAAAAUUUCUCAAUUAGAAAAUUUAUUGGACAAAGAAAAGAGACAAGUAGAAAAUUUGGAAUCGAGACAGAAAGCUUUAACAACGCAAUUAGAAGUCAUGGCACGCCGGGAAUCUGAAUUACGUGAAGAGAUAGGAAGAGCGGACAAGGAACUAACUUUGUUAAGACAUAAUUACAAGGAGGCACAACGUAGAAUAGAGCAUGAGACGGAAACGCGUAGAAAAGCAGAAUCGUUAUUUGUAGAAUUAAAAAAGAAGUUCGACGAAGAGCAGACAAAAAGGGCACGCGAUGCGAGCAACUCUCAACAAACAUCUGAGCGUGUUUCGACUCUAGAGAAACAAAUCAAGGAAAUGCAAUCAAAAUUGGAAAGAGAAACAGAAACAGUAACAAGGUUACGGAAACAAGCUACGGAAGUUACUGUUGCUCGUCAAGCUGCAGAACAAAUGGCAAACGAAUUGCAAGUGGCGAGAGCACAAUUACAAGCUCAACGAGACAGCUUACAACAAGAAGUGGCAAUGCUGCAAGGGCAAUUAUCAAAAGAACGUAGCUCUCGAUCACAAGCGUCAUCCUUAACCGCCGAAUUAGAAAGUCGUCUUUCUGCUCUUCAUCUCGAACUCGAACAUAGUCGAGAAAAAGAGGAGAAAGCAAUUAUGGAUAACAGACAAUUGACUGAAAGAAUUUCAGCAUUGGAAAAAGAAGCAGCAAGCUUAUCUUUAGAGUUAAAAGCCGCGCAAGCUAGAUACAAUCAAGAGGUUGUGGCUCAUCAAGAAACUGAACGUUCACGUAUGUUAUCCAAAGAAGAAGCCAAUGUGGAAGUUGUUAAAGCACUACAAGCAAAAUUGAACGAAGAGAAGAGUGGACGACAACGUGCUGAAUUGCUUGCACAAGAGAAGGAGAGGCAAACUUCCAUGCUUUCUGUGGAUUAUCGGCAGAUCCAGCAGCGAUUACAGAAAUUAGAGGGCGAACACAGACAAGAGGUGGAAAAGGUAAAAGUGCUACAGGGUCAAGUUGAACAAGAACAGCAGAAGAGAAACGUACUGCAGACUGAUUUGGCACAGUUGUCAUCGGAGGCAGGACGAUUGCGUGCAAGGGAACAGCAGUUGUUAGGUGAAGUAGCCCAUCUGAGAGAAGCAAAACAGCAAAUAGAAGAGGAAUUGCAUCACUUAAAGACUCAGAGGAAUGCAGAUCAAUUACAAACUAAAGAACUGCAAGAACAAUUAGAAGCGGAAGCUUACUUUUCGACUCUUUACAAAACGCAGACACAGGAACUUCGGGAAGAACUCGAUGAGAAGAUACGAUUACAGCAAGAGUUAGAGGAAGAACGUACUUCUUUGGUACAUCAAUUACAGUUGUCAUUAGCAAGAGGCGAUAGUGAAGCUUUAGCGAGAUCAAUAGCUGAAGAAACAGUGGCAGAUCUUGAAAAAGAACGGACGAUGAAAGAAUUAGAGUACAAAGAUGGAGUUGCCAAACAUCAUCAAGAAGUGAAUGCAAAAGAACAGAUCAUAAAUCGACUGAAGGAUAGUGAAGGUGAACUCAAGAAAACCAUUGAUCAAUAUCUUAAAGAAAAAGAUGAUUUAAAUAAACGGUACAAAGAAUUGCAAGACCAACUAUCGAAGGCGCAAUCAAAUGCCGAAGAAAUCGAAAAACUCAGUAGUAAAUUGAAAACUGAACAAUUAUUGAAACAACAGGCAGUUAAUAAAUUAGCAGAGAUUAUGAAUAGGAAAGACUUAUCUUCGAGCGGCAAAUCUAAGAACAAAGCUUCUGCAGCAGAUUUAAGGAAGAAGGAGAAAGAUUGCAGACGAUUACAACAGGAACUAACUCAAGAAAGAGAGAAAUACGGACAGCUGGCAGCUAAAUGGCAAAAAGACUUACAAGAUUUACAAGCGCAGUUGGUAGAAGAAAACCAAUCGAAAUUAAGGCUACAAAUGGAACUUGAUUCGAAAGACUCCGAAAUAGAAACGUUACAGAUGAAAAUAGCGUCUCUCAAUUCGGAAACCGCUAGUGUUUCGUCCGUGGAAAAUGAUGGAGAGGAUUCCGUUUUGUCGGAACAUGGUACGCUGCGAUUGGAAGGUUGGUUACAUGUGCCAAAUAAACAGAAUAUUAAAAGGCACGGGUGGAAGAAACAAUAUGUCGUUGUCUCUUCGAAGAAAAUAAUAUUUUACAAUAGCGAGAACGAUAAAAUAAAUGCCGAUCCGGUUCUAAUAUUGGAUCUAAAUAAAGUCUUCCACGUCAGAUCAGUUACUCAGGGUGAUGUCAUCCGAGCCGAUGCCAAAGAUAUUCCGAGAAUUUUCCAGUUAUUAUACGCUGGUGAAGGCGAAGCUAGACGUCCUGGUGAUGAAGGAAACACAUUGCCUGGAGUAGAACUGCCACAACUUACGGAUAGGCCGGGCACGCAAUCAUUAAAAGGCCAUGAAUUUGUACCAAUAUCGUAUCACAUGCCGACCACUUGCGAAGUGUGCUCGAAGCAAUUGUGGCACAUGUUUCGACCACCGCCAGCUCUUGAGUGUCGAAGGUGUCAUAUAAAAGUGCACAAGGAGCACUUAGACAAGAAAGAGGAUGCCAUAGCACCGUGUAAAUUGCAUUAUGAUCCAAACAGUGCCCGCGAGUUAUUAAUCCUGGCUGGUAGUCCUGACGAGCAGAAAUAUUGGGUCGCGAGAUUAUCCAGACGUGUACAAAAAUGUGGUUACAAAGCAAACUCGCACGUUGACGGCACGGGACAACGUGUCUCGCCAAGGGAGUCUACGAGAUCCACCUUGAAGCCAUAUUUAUCGGUACAACAGAGAUCCGCGACUCUGCCAGCGAACGCCAGCAUGGGCAAGUGACCUUAGUUAGCAUCGACAAUAUUCGAUUGGGAUUCGUUGCUUUCGACGUCCUUUCUAAUCGAUCAGGUUUAAGUGAAAUGAAAUUCGAUCGGAGUUGCUCAGACGAAUCAUUUGCGACUAUAAGACUCGAAUGUGCGAAAUCAGUUUUCGAGACUCCGUAUCAGCUGGAGGAUGUCUGGAGAAAUCCAUCUUAUUCAUGUGUCUUAAAAAAAAAAUUAGAUCCGAAUAUACACAGAGAAAAUAAGAAAAAACACAUUGUUACCAACUUCUUAGCGAGUACGAGGAAAUUCAACGAAACCGCUCGUUGAUACUUGUACCGAACAUUAUUUGUAGGUACAUAUUCGUUAAACGAAUCAAACGUGCCUUUGAUGUAUUCAGACGUCGAUGAAACUCGACUGACCGAAAGAAAGUUGAAGGGACAAUGUUUAUCAGGAAAUGCUGUGUGAUGAAGGUUGCCGGGAAAUGGAAUUGACAAACGAUUAACAAGGAGCAUGCAGCUGUUAUUUAUAAGAUCAGAUGAUAAAAAUAUUAUUUAUCAAAAUGAGCAUUGAAAUCAUAACAAGUUGAGUACGUGGAUCGUCUGCCUCGGAUUCACCAAACUGAAAUCAUGUUCGGUUCAUGGACGAUUCGCCAUACUACUAUCAAGAGAUCAUUGUUAAAGAUAUUUUUCACGCGGGGAAAUGGAUCCAGUUUUUAUGAUUUAUCUCUUUCGUAGACGCUUACGCUUAAAGUUACUUUCCUUGUACAUAAAUUGAGUUUGUAAGAACUGUUUUUCAAUUAAUUGAGGGAUUUGUUUCGUUCAUUUUGUGAUGGCAUCGUGAAAGAAUUAAUAUUGCGAUGCUUUCGCAAAGAGAAAUGAUUGUUUGCGAUAUGUAUGUAGAGUUUGCUCGAUUUCUUGGCGGAUAUUUAAGUACGUGCUUUGAGAACUUGGUAACGUAGUGUACUUACUACACCAAAUUGAUAGUAUUAUUAUUUUUAUACGCUGCAAGAUUAAGGCAUAUGGAUAUUUGAUGAUUUUUAUGCUAAAGUGAAGAGGAUAAGGAAGAGGAGCAUUGACUCAUAUAUAGAAAGACAUGUGCUAUUUCAGCUGGCUAUAACUCGGACUAAUAUCUAUUUUCAGCAUAAACAACUUAUUACCAUGUUUUAAUGCAAUUAUUAGAAAAUGUUGCGAUCGAGAUUCGUAUUUGGUAAAGCUUGAAAGUAUUUUAAUGCGAAUCAUAAUCGUGGAAUAUACAAUUCGAACAUCGAAACUUGUGAAAGUCUUAGCCGUGUCUUUACGAACAUAUUUUUGUAGUCUUUGAAACUUCCAAAUCCCUUUACUGUCUUCAUUUUGUAUUUUUAUACUCGUUAGGGCAAAAUUCUUAUUUUCAAUUUGUAAUUCGUAGAUCUCCAAAGGCAUUGAAACGCUUGAGAAGACUGUACAUUUUGUGAAUCCUUGUUUCUUCUCCCUUGACAUUCUUUGGAGUAUUAAUACGAAUCACGUCCAAGCCACAAAAAGAGUGGGACUGGUGGAAUACAACGCAGAUAAAAUUGGGAUGCGAAGUUUGAGCAAACAUUAUCGUAAAAUACUAAGGAACAGCGCCACGAACGAGCUUCAUUGUAUAGUAGAGAUAUGAUAUUUACAGUUGUAACUUAAAAAUUUUUUAAUAUGAUGUACAAUACAUUCGCUAGAUAAUGGUGAAUAGGAAAAUGAAUGAAAAGAGAAGGAUUAUCGAAAAAAAAGCGUAGACUUGCGUGCUUAUUCGAGAGAAGUUUAGGGUAACGAUAUCGUGAAAGUAAAUGUCGAGGAAAAAAAUGUUCGUGCAAGGAGUAAUAGAGGCAUCAGUAUAUCAUAGUAAAGAGACAAGAAAGAUAAGGGCUUGUAACAAAUUAACGAAACGUCAUUGCCGUUUGUGUUCUAUCCACGAUAUAUUAUAGCGACACAUGAUUUUCGAAUGAGCGGAAUUUUUCGUUGAUCGUUUUAAACGAUCUAUUUGCACAUCGAACUCGUUGCACAUCAUCGAAGAUUAUUACGUGUUCGUUAAAUGGUGCUCUCUCUCCCCACUCCAGCCCGCUUCUUCUUUCGAUGCCCCUUUAAUCUCCUCCCUACACUUUAUUUUCCUUUAGUUUUCGGGGAAGAAUAGAAUUUCCGCAAGCUAAAGGAAGCGAGUGACGCUAUUACAUUGGUUCAUUAAUAAGCUAUGAGAGAGCUAGAAAUUUGCAGAAGUGAUUAUCGAAAUAGAAAUGCCACUUUGUUGACUACCUGUCCUGUGCCUUCCUGUUCUAACUCCCCGUCGAACCAUUCUUCUUUUUACGAUGGAAUGGAAAAAUAAUUUUUUGUCAUCGCGAAUUACGGAAACACAGGAAAAGUGAGAGAGUGAAAGAAAAGAGAGAGAAAUAGAGAAGCAAGAAUAAGCGGAAGAACUUGUUACAGCAUAUUUUAUUAUUGUUUAGUUAUUUACAAUUUGUAUAUUAUUAAUUAAUAUUACGAUUAAAGUAUUUUGUAGAUAAUACGCGGGUCUAUGUAGACUUUUCUACCAUCGCCGAACGAUGAAUUUGAGUUAGUUAUCGGAUAGAACAGAUCAUUUUAAAACGAAUACGAUCUCCUCUGUCCGAUGACUUAUUCUUCAUUAAAUAUCUCGACUGAUAAUUUUAUCCGAUCGUGAUAAUUUAUAGUAGUUAAUCGUAAGAGACGGUACACACAUAAAACGGAGCGAAUUUGAUUGCCAUUA
Messenger RNA from Ceratina calcarata, 7266 nucleotides. It is a transcript of the gene ROCK2, whose product is annotated as Rho-associated, coiled-coil containing protein kinase 2. Lineage: Eukaryota; Metazoa; Arthropoda; Insecta; Hymenoptera; Apidae. Bases 443 to 4555 code for a protein of 1370 amino acids. The transcript is spliced from 13 exons. Gene Ontology annotation, cellular component: cytoskeleton; cytoplasm. The record is from RefSeq and is a predicted model, not a curated record. Gene Ontology annotation, biological process: peptidyl-threonine phosphorylation; embryonic morphogenesis; actomyosin structure organization. Gene Ontology annotation, molecular function: small GTPase binding; ATP binding; Rho-dependent protein serine/threonine kinase activity.